Molecule: messenger RNA, 5197 nt
Organism: Acanthaster planci (crown-of-thorns starfish)
Lineage: Eukaryota; Metazoa; Echinodermata; Asteroidea; Valvatida; Acanthasteridae
Product: alpha-soluble NSF attachment protein-like
Biological process (GO): SNARE complex disassembly; intracellular protein transport
Cellular component (GO): vacuolar membrane; SNARE complex
Molecular function (GO): soluble NSF attachment protein activity; syntaxin binding
Source: RefSeq, a predicted model, not a curated record
CAUGUAAAUUAAGCCUACCGUCAUGAGUGUCGACAUGAUACAGUAGUUAGCUUACUAGACACGAAUGCCUUUCGUUUCUGAAAGGUUUAACUUUAAACCUUUUGCACGAAGCUGAGAGUCAAUAGUUGUCCUGCCCCGAAUUUAUUAUGUGAAUCUUAAACUUUCUAGUUCUACAGUUUUUGUGAGCCAUGGACGCUCUCGAUGGUAGGCUGAGUGAGGUUGGUUGUAGCAUAGGCCUAGAGCAUGGGGGUAGAAAUUGUAUUUCUACCCCCAUGCAUAGAGCAAAGAUCAGAUUGCAGGAACUCAUGAGGAACUCAGAAACAAGAGGAUGCCUGUGAACUGUAUAGCAGGGCAGCUAACAUGUUCAAAAUGGCCAAGAAAUGGAAUGAGGCAGGUAAUUCCUUCUGUAAAUGUGCCGAGAUCAGGUUACGUUUAGAGAGCAGGCACGAAGCUGCCACCAGCUACGUAGAUGCUGGUAACUGCUACAAAAAGAACAACCCACAAGAAGCUGUGAAGGUGCUGCAGCGGGCCAUUGAGAUCUACAUCGACAUGGGCCGGUUCACCAUCGCCGCAAAACACCACAUCUCCAUCGCUGAAAUCUAUGAGAAUGAGCUGAUCGACCUGGAGAAGGCGGUGGAGAACUACGAGAGGGCUGCAGAGUACUACAAAGGGGAGGACUCUAACAGUUCAGCCAAUAAGUGUUUAUUGAAGGUAGCCAUGUAUGCAGCACAGUUGGAACAGUACGCCAAAGCCACCGAAAUCUACGAAGAAGUCGCAAAGACUGCAAUGGAAAGUUCUCUGCUCAAAUACAGUGCCAAGGAGUACUUCUUUAAGGCGGCCUUGUGCCAUAUGUGUGUGGACGCCCUGAAUGCACAACACGCUGUCACCAAAUACAAUGAAAUGUUCCCAGCGUUUGCAGACAGUAGGGAACAUAAGCUCCUCAGUAAAUUAUUGGAUGCAGUGGAGGAACAGAAUGUUGAUAACUAUACUGAAGCAGUCAAAGGCUACGAUUCCAUCUCUCGAUUGGACCAAUGGCUGACCACGAUUCUGUUGAGGAUCAAGAAGACUAUCAGCGGUGAUCCAGAUCUACGGUAAUCUGUCCUGACCGUCCGGCUGUCGCUGCUCAAGAUAAGCUGUUUUGUCUUCUUUCAAUUUCUGUCAAGAAAAGUGUAUUUAAUCAAGGAAUAGAAAUACUCUGUUAGUGAAUAACCCGUAUAUAAGCCAUUUACCCGAGUCAAAACUGGGAUAAGAAUUCCUAAGAUUAUUAUAAGCAAGCACCUGCUUAAACUUUGAUGAUAAGAUUCAUUGAGAAACUUGCAUUUUAUCACACUGUAGUCAGCCCAUGCAGUCACCCAAUGAUGUGAAUUUAAUGGAAAGGGCGACUUUUUUAAUUUGUCUGUUGACUGCACCAGUUGGUGGUCAAACUCGUACCCUUUGACAGCUUCAAGCAUUGAAAUGAAGAUUGGGAAUUCUUCAAACAAAACUUUGUCAUUACACCCACCUACGAGUAUAUAUCUUUAAAAAGUGGAACAUUUUCUAACAGGUUUGUCCUAAGUAUGGACUGCAGUGUCCUCGAUAAUUGCAGUUGGUUUUGUUUGAAGAAAUACCAAGCAUGCAUGCGCAUUCCACCAUGUUACUUUCAGAUGCAUUACCUGUGUUGUUUGAAACAAGGUUUGGUGUUUAGGUUUUUCUACUUGUGUAUUGUGACUGGCCUUUUUUCAUGACGCGUUUUUGAUAAGAGACAUACAUGAACGUAUACACGUAGACCAAUCGGGCGAUCAGACUUACAGGCUAUCUCUGCCGUGGUGCCAUGCUUGGGCCCCGGGGUUAGGCGUACGUUUCAAUACCUCUUCAACCAAGACAGUGUUGUGAUUUGCCCAAGUGCAUGUACGCCUCAUGCUUCGGGAGACAUGAGCUUGAGGCCACCCCAGUAAUGGCGUCCGAAUGUCUGCUAGAACAUCGGUUUGCUCUUGGUAUGUGUGCUGUUCUUUGCAUCUGUGCCGUUUGAGAGCCAAUUUCCCUUACAGCUUAAAUUAUGCAAACUGUUCUUGUUCUUCAUUUUACCAAAAAUAGCUUUCUCACUCUUUCCUGGCUACGAAAUUGGCCCUGACCAGCUGACUCAAUGCAAUCAAAUGAUUUUUGUUUGUCGUAUGUAGAACUACUGUGUACAUGUAUAUAUAAAUCAUGAGUCUAUUUACAAUGGUUAGUGUUAUAAUGUAGUUUGAUAGAUGCAUUUAUCACCAGGUAAUCCUACUGUGGCUCCACAGGUUGGUUGGUUAAGAAUCUUUCUUUUCGUCAGUGGUAAUUUGAGUUUAUACACUUUAAAACCAAGGCAAGUGCAUUUUGAGGGAGUGAUAGAAUUACUUUUGUAUCAUAAAUACGGAGGUCAUUUGUGUAUUGAUUCUUGCCAGGAAGGGAUUUGCGCUAUAUGAUUUGUUUUUCCAACUUAAAGUCCUUGUUUUUUUCUGACACAGUCAUACUUCAAUUACGUCAGUUCGUCACAUUGUUGACGGUAUACAAUUCAGCGUUUGAUCACUGGUAGAAUUAGAUAAUCAUUCCAGAUUCUAAGUAUCUACAUGUAAACAAGAAAACUUGUGUAUAAUUGUAAUUUGUGUAAUUUCAUAAAGUGUAUAUUGUCAUUGUCAGUGAUAGUUUCAUCGGUCAGUUGCAUUCAAUUCUAAUUUGGAAAAGAGCAGAAUUGUGCCGACGAAAACAAUUUUCAUUUCGAAUUUUAAACAUUUCCCUUAAGGUUAACGAUCCACAAUUUCCUGACAUCAUUUAAGCAUUUUGUCUUUGAUCUUUCAGCGAGUUUACAAAUUUAACCUAGCAAGCAUAUAAACAGCUAAACUAAUGUUUUGUAACAUGCAUUGAAAUGUACAGUUGUUGAAGGAUUUAUGACCACUUCCUAAGUUCAGCUCAAGUAAUAAAGUUCACAUGUAUCCAUCCCCUUUUCUUCUUGGAAAAAUACAGUAGAUUAACGUCAACCUUUUCCGGGGUUUUCAAAAUGAGUCACAUUUUUCUGAAUGACAAAAUUGUAACUACUACAGCCCGUUUUCAAUGUACAUGUAAUAAACUACAUUAACAUUAAAGAAGAAGCAUAUGUUAUAGUAACUCCUUAAACUUUUCUUUUAUUUUAGUCCUCUUGAGUUUUCCACUCUGGAGGACCAGUGAUGCGUUGUCUGUACGGUUAAACUUUCACAGUGAAAAGUAACAGUGGCUGGGCUCAGCCUUCUAAAUUACGGAGAACCCUCUGGAACCUGCUAGAUUUUUGAAUGAUCUGGUAGGGUAAGGGUGGGUGAUACAUUGUAAAUGUGGUAUAGUACGGAUUUACGGUGUGCUAUAAAGCAGUAUGAAAAAUAUAACGAUUUGUGUUGCAUAAACCUGUAAUCUGUGCGCACAGUUGUAUUGGCUUUUGAUUGAAAAGGUAUAAAAAGGGUUGUACACCAGAUUUUUAAUCACUCGUUGAGGUGCUGUUUGAUUUGUUUGUUAUACUUGGAAUUGUAUUCAAUCAAGUUAAUUUGAUUUGGCAAAAUUAUUUUCCAUACACGUAUUUUAUUUGAUGGUUCAUUCUUGAGAGCAUUUGGCUGGCUGUCAAAAAUAGCUGGGAAUGCAAAUUAAAGAAUUAACUGUUUGGGUGGGGGGCGAUAGUUUUCAAGAAAGAGCCCAUCCAUUCACACCUCAAGCAGAUAUCAAAAAGACGUUAGUUUUGGCUGAACAGAACUUAAAAGAUUUGAGCACGUGGUGGCCCAGAAACUACUUUAGUCAAUUCUUCCUGGCACGAGAAUUUUUAGGCCAUAGCAGCCUGUUAAUGUUGGUAUUUCAGGUGCUUUUCUGCUCCGAGACCCCAAAAAGUAAAAAAUUGGGAAAACGAUAUAAAAUAACUGAAGUAACUGCACUAAUACCAUUGUGAACCAUUUAGCCAUGUAUGUUUCAUCAUUAUUUCUGCUUGUCUGUAAAAAUGAGACAUUUAAAAUCUCCUGCCUGACACAUCUGCCCCUGUAUUUUCUCUCAUUUGGAAUGCAUGACUUAUUACCGUAAAACCUGCUUAUCUUGACUAGUUUUAUUCAAUUCAAAGGAAUGUCUGGUAUUGCAUCAAAUUAGCAUGGAACAAAAUCGGCGAGAGUAACGUACAUUUUCAAUCGAAAGUGAGUUUAUAUAGUAUAUUAGCAAGCUGUCUAGCUGUGGCACAAGUAUGGGUCUGCUUUCUCUGUGUAUAUUGAUCUAGCGAACAGAAUUGGUAGCCAUCACUGGACCGGCACUGUGCUCAUGCACAGUUGGCACACAACUUGUUUCUCCUCAUAAGGUACUGUGAUUUGCCAAAAUGAAUAGGCAUCACGAGUUCAAGAACAUGCGUAUUGAAUGUAGUGCCAUUGUGGUGGCUACUCGGACUAGUCUAUUGCAGAAUGCUGUAAGUUAAGAACGUAAUGAGGGCCAGGAGUUGUGGAGCCACAGCAUCAGAUGUGCUCUACUGUACCCGGACGUGUAUUUGAAACUGCUCAUCAGAUGUAAGCCCUGCAGCUGCAGGACUUCAAGACUUUUUGAAAUUGUAAAACACAUGGGGCAAAGUGUGCGUGCGUGUCAACAUACUGUCUAAAUCUUCUGCAGAUCUAUUAAAGUUUGUGUCUGCUUCGGCUUUACGUCAUUAUCAAGCCUAGACAUAGUCGGCAAAGCUGACAAAGCCAGGUGACCAGUAAAAGCUCAACCCCUUUUUGAGAUUGUUGGUUUAGUGCAAAACCCCUCCGUCUCUGGGGAUUUGAGUGCUGGUUCUUAUUAGCAAGUUGAAGUUGAUGUGCAAAGUUUUACAACCAUUUCAGGCAGACGCAUACACAGUUUCUCCAACUCAGCAGUACCGGUUACUUUGUCGAUUGAUUGUUACCAGUAAUUGUGCAAACUCAUUUUAUCUUCUUGUCUUACUUUUACUAUAAGUUUAUUCGAAAUUAUGCUUGUAUUAUUAACUUGUUACUGAUUGUAACAUAAAUAUUAUCAUACCAAAUUGUUCAAUAUUUCAUAUGUUUGGAAGAAGAGAGAACGAUGAAAAAAAGAAAUACUGAAUGGUAUUAAGGCAGGGAAAAGAAAAUUUUAUGUACAUGUAUUUAAAAACACCUCCAAGAACUUCAUGACUGUUUGAAAUUGGAAUUAAAUGUCUUGAAUAAAGUGUAAACCCCAAAAUUGAAAAAAAUAAACAGUGGACAUGUAA